AUGACUAGAAAGAAGGUGAAACUAGCAUAUAUACUCAAUGACUCCGCGAGGAAGGCGACAUUCAAGAAAAGGAAGAAAGGUCUAAUGAAAAAGAUUAGUGAACUUAGCACCCUUUGUGGAAUUGAUGUUUGCGCUAUAAUUUAUAGCCCUUACGAUCCACAACCCGAGGUUUGGCCAUCAUCAAUAGGAGUUCAGAGGGUGCUUUCGAAGUUCCGAAGAAUGCCUGAAUUGGAACAAAGUAAAAAGAUGGUGAAUCAAGAGAGUUUUUUGAAGCAGAGGAUUCAAAAGACGAAAGAUCAAUUGACUAAACAAAGAAAAGAUAAUAGAGAAAAAGAAAUGACUCAAUUAAUGUUUCAAUAUCUUAGUGAUAAUAAAACUAUGCAAAAUAUAAGUAUGGUUUAUUUAAAUGAUAUGGCGUGGUUAAUUGAUCAAUAUUUGAAAGAUAUUAAUAGAAGAGUUGAAAUGUUGAGCAAGAAUGGUCAAGGUCAAGGUCAAUCUCAAAUGGUAGCAUCAACAAUGGUGACUAAUGGUGUGCCUAAGAUUGAAGAUGUUGCACAAGGGAGUCAUGGUGGUCAUGUUUUGGAUAUGAAUAUGGAUGUUAUGCAAAAACAACACUGGUUUAUGAAUUUGAUGAACAAUAGUGGUGGGGAUGAGGCACCACCUCCUUUGGGAGAUGUUAAUCAACAAAAUGGAUUUUGGCCAAAUCCAUUUUUCCAUUGA
Messenger RNA from Lathyrus sativus (Indian pea), 720 nucleotides. The record is from the annotation of a GenBank genome assembly. Lineage: Eukaryota; Viridiplantae; Streptophyta; Magnoliopsida; Fabales; Fabaceae.